Apus apus (common swift) is the source of this 4420-nucleotide messenger RNA. RefSeq names its product protein phosphatase 1 regulatory subunit 3A (gene PPP1R3A). Gene Ontology annotation, biological process: regulation of glycogen biosynthetic process. Lineage: Eukaryota; Metazoa; Chordata; Aves; Apodiformes; Apodidae. Gene Ontology annotation, cellular component: protein phosphatase type 1 complex. The transcript has 4 exons. The coding region runs from base 25 to 3546 and encodes 1173 amino acids. Gene Ontology annotation, molecular function: glycogen binding; protein phosphatase 1 binding. The record is from RefSeq and is a predicted model, not a curated record.
UUUCAGUUGAUAUCAGAGAGCCCAAUGGAGUCUUUUCAAGGACCUAGUCAGGGUAGCAGUGCGAACUUGUUACAAGUCCCCCCUGUAAAUGAUUUCUCUUCAGAGGACGAAGAUUUUAAACCUACCAUUAAACAUCGUUUCUCUCCGCUUCCCCGACGGCGGCGUUCUGUUUCUUCAGAGGAAGAUGAGGCAGAUACCCCAACCACCACCAGAAGAAAAGUUUCAUUUGCUGAUGCAUUUGGGUUUGAUCUUGUGUCUGUUAAAGAGUUCGAUAUGUGGGAUAUUCCAAAUACAGGACACAAUAAUGACAUUGAUGAUGACGUUUUCCCUCAGGAGGAAUUUUAUUUCUCUCAACUGUUUACGUUACCUGCUUCACAGGAAGAACUUUUACAUAAAGUGCGAGAGCAGAAAGUAUUGUUGGAGUCUGUCCUAUUCCUGCCUGGGAUUACCUGUAUGAACGGCAUUAUACGAGUCCUCAAUGUAUCCUUUGAAAAAAGGGUGUAUGUUCGAAUGACACUGAAUAACUGGCUCAGUUUUUGUGAUAUCCUCGCAGAGUUCAUGCCUAAUUCUUGUGGUAGUGAAACCGAUCAGUUCUGCUUUAGGAUUUCUCUGAUGCCUCCUUACCAGAAAGAUGGAGCUAAGGUGGAGUUCUGUAUACGCUAUGAAACAUCGGUUGGUACCUUCUGGGCAAACAACAAUGACGAAAACUACACACUGAUUUGUCGCAAGAAAGAAACUGCGCCCAAGGUGGAUAAUAAACAACAGAAAGAGGUUACUGAUAGACAUCUUAAAGGCUGCUUAAAGACAACACAAAGCAGCAAAGAAGAAAUAUUGGCAACCUGUGACAAUGACAUGUGGAAUAAUUCAGGGACUUCAGACAUAAACAUCCCAGAGAUCACGUAUUCACAAGCAGAAGAUAAAGACACCAAACCACCUAAUGAAAAUACAAAAGAUAAAAAUGCAGAAUAUAACCAGGAUGAUCAUGUAGAUGAUGAAAAAGAAUUAGAAUUACUGCUAAAUCAGCACUUCACAGGAGCUAGAGCUACUUCUUCCAGAGAUGAAAGGAAUUUAUACACAACAGAAUCAGUUAAUUUUCCAAGUGAAAUGGAAAGAUUGGAGAAAAAGCUAACCUGUAUAGAAAGAAGCAGUGACUUGCUAAGGCACCCUGUGCCUAUCAGUUCCCCAUCUGAAAACACUUCACAAGAGACAGGAGAAGAAUUAAAAGCUAAAGUUAAGUAUUCCCUAAGAGAUUAUAAUAGUCAGUCAUCAGGGAAGGAAGUCACUGCUGGCUUGGUAAACAGCGGUGAGUGGUCUUUGGAAUGUACUAGUGCCAGUGAAAGCCUUUUAUCAGAAAAAUAUGUUCCUGGGACAAAGCAGAAUGAGGCUGUUGAUACUGUGGCUACUGUCUCAAGCCGACAAGAAGAGAGCCAUGCAGAUAUUUCAAAAGGUGAAACAGACAGUGCCUCAGGAAGUAAGAUGAUGGAGAGGUUAUUCAUCAGUGAGGAUUCCACUGAUAACUCAAAAGAGGCCUGUGAAACGAGACCAAAAAUCAUUUCUCCAGAGCAUGAUGAAUCCAUGCAAUUAAAUGCAUGCAUAGCAGGGACGCUGGAUGACAAUGCUAAUCCAGCUCCAGAGCCACAAAUGUCUCACCAAACUCAGGAUACAUCAUUGUCAGAUGCUGACAAAAAUGAAGGAAAAAUCAAGAUGAUUGAAAGCAAAGUUCGGGUACAUUUAAGAGGAGAUUUAUAUGCCGACACUUUUGCACAUGGUGAUGUCUCAAUAGAUUCCACAAAAAGCCAGUAUAUGCAAAAAAAAGGAGUUGGUGAAAUGUCAGGAAAGAACUAUAACAGUGAUGGAGGGAAGGAAAAGAAAGUAAUUGAAGUAGCCGACUUAGCACUAAUCGGUGAGGAGGAAGUACCCAAGCCUUUCAAGUCACACAGAAAACACAGAACCAAAGCAUCGAGCACAAGACCUCUGCCAGCAGAAGGCAACAAACAGGCACCCAGGCCUGCACAGGUGCCUCCCCCAGCACCCUCUCCAGGGGAUGAGAGGAGAGUUGAAGACACGUGGGAGCGCAGAGGAUUCAGAAGGUUAAAAGACAGAGGAAAGUCAGACAACACAAACAAAGGAAGUCUGACAGGAAAGGAAAGCAACACAGACCCUGUGGAGCAGAGGUGGCAAGUACUGGGUAGUGAGGUUCUGUGGGGAGUGGAGGGGAACACGGGGCCUCAGAUUAUGGCUUCCACAAAAGGGUUGUUUACCUGCCAGGAGGCAGAGAGUUGUGAAAAGUCUUCUGUCUCCAGGCAGGGUAUUACAGAGGAAGCAGAGGCAGGUACAGCUUAUACAAUUAAAACAACAUCAGAAAGUGCUUCAGAAAAAAUGUCUUCCAGUGAAAAAGCAGUAAUUGCUAAGCUACCUCGAGAGACUGCAGUAAGUGACAGGCCCACAGAGGAAAAGGAAACAGCGUUUGAUACACAUGAAGGGAGAAAUGAUGGUUCACAUUAUGCUCUUUGUCAACUCAACACAGUGGGUGUAUUAUAUGACACUGAAUUUGAAAAGAAAUCAGUUUUAGAUAUUUAUAAUGCACACGUACAUGAAACACUGCAAGGAGAAACGAUGUCUGUGUGCAAUAGCAGGGAAAAACGUGCCAAAGCACAACCAGACAUCAGCAAUAUUCUACCUGUAGGAGAAGCUACAAAGCUUUCUGCUACAGGAAAGAAAGAAGAUGUGCAGCAGGGUUUAUUUUCAGAAGUAUCUAAACAUCCUCCGAGUGCCCAGAAGCAUCUGUACAGUGAGGAAAAAGGAGCACUCUGUAGGGAAGAAAGCCAUGUUGGUGCACUUUCAUAUUUAAGUGCUGAAGCUGAAACAAAAAUGCCACCUUCUGGUACAAAUGCUGUGACCAGUUAUCAUUACAAAAGUUCUUUAGGGGCAUCUUCUGAGGGGUCUACUGUGACAGGAGAUAUGGAACAUCUGUAUAGACAAUUUGAAUUCAGAGUUGUUGACAAGGCUGCUCCUGAGUCAGGUUAUGAUUUAAGUCUACCAAAUGAAAUGACAUGUAUUAAUAAAAAUCUCUCUCCUGAAGCUGAAAAAAAGCAUGUACCUUCCACUUCAGACAUAACAAUUUCUAGAGACAGAAGAGGAAGGAAUACAGGUCAAUGUUUCCAUCAAGCAGAGUUUAAACAAGACAAGUCAUCCAAGCCAGAGGUUUUAAUUAGUAAGCCUACUGAAGAAGUUGGAGGGACAGGUGCUCGAUCUGACCAUUUAACAACGGAAGGGAAAACACCGAGUUGGCUUGAUGACUCUCAGAAGGAAAGCCAGCACAUUUCUGAUAAUUCUAAUCAGAAUAGUGAAUCCCUUAAGUUACCUAGUGAGUCUCCAGGUUUAAAACAUAUUGCUUUUAAAAUACUUUAUUUCUUAUGCUUUACUUUUUUUGCUGCAACACUCUACCACUAUGAUUUGAUGGUUUGUCUUGCACUCUACCUGUUCUCCUUGUAUUGGCUGUACCGUGAAGGAAGAAGAAACCAGGAGUCUAUCAAGAAGGAAUAGCAUUAAUUGCCAACUGUGCUCAAAAUCUGUGGUCAAUACUCUCCAACUUCUCCAAAGCAUUUUCACUGUUAAAGAGCUUAUUCAUUACUAGAACCAAAGCAAGUUUUCCACUGAAGUAUCUUUUUUUAAAAGAUUACAUAUGAAGUUGAGCCUUCAUAUAAGCAAUUAUACUAUCCAGGACCAUUAUGUUUGGAUCAUUAAAUACCUACAUGAAUAUGAGUUCUGAAGCACAUCAAGUUAAAAUGAAGUACAGCUGUUGCUCCUUAGCAAGAUAUGAAGAAGCAAUGCUUCAUAUCUCUUUAAUACUUAAACCCACUAUUUUCUUGCAUAGAUUUCUUUUGCAGUAAAGCUUUGAUUUUUUUUUUCGGGGAGUUUUUUUCUAAGGUUUUGUGUAGUACAUAACAACAUAAGGAAUGGUAUAAAAACUAACUCAGUAUUUAUAUACUGACAUUGUAGUUGAUAGUCUGCUACUGUAAUUAGCCAAUGCUCUAAGAAAUAUGACAUCUGUUGACAGGUUAACACUUUUUUUCCAAGUUUUUAUUUAAUUGCCACCUAGAGCUCCAGUGAUACCCAUGGUAGAAAAAAUUAAGGCUUUGACUUCAGUAACAUCAUGCAACUUUAAGAAUUCAACUGUGUAGCAGAAUAGGUGUGCUGUUCCCACUGUGAAGAGAUUGAAGGCCACAGGCCUAUUACAUUCACUCACAUGCACAAUUAAUUUUUUUGGGUUUUGUAAAUGAGGACUGUAUUACACGACUGAGGAUUUCACUGAGAUACAUGUUAUUCCAGGUUAAGCCUUUGAAUGACAUUUUUUCAUCAGUGUUGCUUGAGCAUAUGUACAAAGCAUUAAAUGAAUUUAAAUAAAUUUUACAAAGGA